AGCUUCAUCGCCUCUCUCUCUUUGUCAAACCUUCUUUUCAGUGCAAAAUCAAAUACAAAUUAUGGGAGAGGUCAAGUUCGUGUCCAAUUGGGAGGGUGUUCAAUCUGUACCACCAGAUUAUAUCUAUCCCCCGGAGAAGAGACCUGGCAACGUCGUCGUUCCGAUGGCCAACGCCAUUCCCGUCGUUGAUCUCUCAACCCGUGAUCGACCUCUUCUCGUUCGUAAAAUCCUCGAUGCUUCUCAAGAAUUCGGAUUUUUUCAGGUGAUAAACCAUGGAGUGUCGAGAAGGGUAUUAGAGGAAACGACGAGGAUAUUCAAAAAAUUUCACGCGAUGUCGGGAGCUGAGAAGGCGAAGGAAUGCUCGAGAGAUCCGUACAAAAGUUGUAGGGUUUACACAAGUAGUGAGAAUUAUAGGAAGGAACAAACUCACUGUUGGAGAGAUGCUUUGAUCUUCAACUGCCAUCCUUUGGAAAAAUAUGUUCAUUUUUGGCCUCAAAAUCCCCCAAAAUACAGAGAAGUGGUCGGAGCGUAUUGUGUUGCGAUGAGAACGUUGGUUUUAGAGAUAUUAGAACUCGUAAGCGAAGGAUUGGGACUCGGGAGAGGAUACUUAGCGAGUGAAAUGAGUGAGAAUCCGUUGAUGUUGGUUAACCAUUACCCACCGUGUCCAAACCCUAGCUUGACCUUGGGAUUGAGCCAACAUUGUGAUCCAAGCCUUAUCACCAUCUUGUUUCAAGAGGUCAAUGGCCUUCAAGUCCUCAAGGAUGGUCAAUGGAUUGGGGUUCAUCCUAUCGAUAACGCGUUUGUUGUUAAUAUUGGCUUCGUUCUACAGGUGAUUAGUAAUGGGAAGCUAAAAGCAGCAGAACACCGAGCCGUGACGAACGCAAAAAUAUCUCGACAAAGCCUAACGUAUUUAGUGUAUCCAAAGGAUGAAGUGACUAUGGAACCAGCAAAAUGUUUAAUAAAUGAAGCCAAUCCUCCACGAUAUCGAGCCCUCAAGUUCAAAGACUUUCAACGAAACUACCUACCAAGGGCUAGCGAUACCAAGGCGGUAAUGGAGUGUAUUGGCUCCAAUUGCUCUUAAAAUUGUUUCUUUUUCUUUUACGAUGUGAAAAAAAAUAUCGUA
This is a messenger RNA of Cucurbita maxima (winter squash), 1123 nucleotides long. Its product is annotated as hyoscyamine 6-dioxygenase-like. Lineage: Eukaryota; Viridiplantae; Streptophyta; Magnoliopsida; Cucurbitales; Cucurbitaceae. The transcript is spliced from 4 exons. Bases 62 to 1081 code for a protein of 339 amino acids. The record is from RefSeq and is a predicted model, not a curated record.